Molecule: messenger RNA, 2442 nt
Organism: Pangasianodon hypophthalmus (striped catfish)
Lineage: Eukaryota; Metazoa; Chordata; Actinopteri; Siluriformes; Pangasiidae
Gene: sst5
Product: somatostatin 5
Exons: 2
Coding region: 1346-1666 (106 amino acids)
Biological process (GO): regulation of cell migration
Cellular component (GO): extracellular region
Molecular function (GO): hormone activity
Source: RefSeq, a predicted model, not a curated record
GUUAAAUCAUUCUGUUAAUUAAUAUUGUGCCAAAGGUACUUUUUAUUUCCUUCAUUCAAAUUGCAGCCCCAUUCAUUUUUAGUUCAAGCAGCAAGGUUAACUGAUCAAAGGUGAUACUUAUAUUACCAGUGUGAGCAGGAAGGAUUUUGACAUACUGCUCCAAAUCCUCUAGAGGCAAAUAAUAAAGGGAGCCCAGUAUGUUAUGUAUGGCUUUGACCUGGCCCAGGGCCCUGUUUGUGAAUGGUGAUAGCCAGGCAGGAGAGGCCAUCAGGUUAAUCAGGGAAGCCAGAGUCUGGGGAUUGGAAAGAUUUGCUAAUAACUAUACUGCAUUUUAUUUUUAAUGUACGCUUACAUAGCCGAACUUGGCACAAAUCAAUAGUGCUAUGCAUUAGAAUAUCCAUAGGUAAAUCUCAGAGAUAACAGUUGAGGAUAGUAACACUAGAACACUAGAAAUAAGGAAUGAUAGUAAUCAUAUAUUCAUUGUAAUCUUAUAAUAGGUAAUACUAGAUAAAUUUGACUAUAUUCACAAUAUUUUCACUUGCUAAGAUCACUUUUUUGCAGUGAACAAGUAGUGUGAUGGAGUAUACUUGGAUUUCAGUUUAAAUAUGGGCUCGUUAAAUACCAGGUCGUGAUAGGUGUGUAUACCAGCAUGUGUGUGUCUUGUAUAGGCUAUGGCACAGGAUGACUUUUAUUGAGAGAGGAGUAGGCAUGCAGACCAAUUAACAUUUGAGUCACUUCUCAUCAUUAGCAAGUCUUUGUAAAAAGGACCUCAUGCAGAGACCAAGACACAUGAAUGUGCUUUGCACUUAAUCACAAGUGACACACUUCUGGCCUUAACAGAGUUGUACGUCAGUGGACUCCAUUAUUUGGCAGCCAGUAUCACAAGACCAGGCUUCUUGAUCCAUUCAGAAUGCUUCUCUUUAUAGGUAAAAUGGGAGGGCCACUUCAGACAUUGGCUUAAGGUAGAUGUUUUUGAAAGUUUUUUUUUUUUUUUUUUUUGGCUAUAUGAUGAGACGUCAGAAAGGUAACAUUUCCCUGUGACCUUAUCAAAGUUUUUCCCCACUGAGACAUCCCUCACACACCCUGACUUUCAUCCUGACACACAACCACACACACUUACACCUACCCCUCCCACAAACAAACGCAGAGCCUACACCUCCAUAACGUACUCAUGUCUACAUCCGCAUAACCGGCAUCCUUUUACGCCUUUCACUCUCUGGACCAAUAACAGGUCUCCAGACACCCGCCUUUCUCUGACUUGUAUAUAACCCACUUCAUACUGCUGUUGGACCACCGUGAUCAGCUCUCUUUGCACCAGGUGAGGUAAUAGGCCUGGGUUUCUUGGAUGAACACUAGGAUGUGUUCUCAAAUGCAGGUAGUGGUGUUGGCUCUGUCCCUUCUCGUGUUAGCGAGUAGGGUCAGAACAGCUCCCAGAACCGACUUACUGGCACAUCUGCUCCAAAACGAGGCAGAUGGGAAGGAGGACCUUUCCCGCAUACUUCUGCUGAAGCUCCUUUCUGAGCUGGAGAUCCCAGAAUCACAGAAUGACAGCCUUGCUGAUGAUGACAUGGAGGUGAACCGCGUCCUACGCCAUCUUCCCUUAACUCCGCGUGAAAGGAAAGCUGGCUGCCGGAACUUCUUCUGGAAGACAUUCACCUCCUGUUAGCCACACCAUUGUAUGAAGUAGCUGCAUUGGUUGCAUGGUGGAUUUAUUUUUAAAGGACGUUUAUGCUUUAGCUAUGUAUGUUGUCUAUUCAAUCCUCAUGCUUGGUGGUGUCCGAUUUCUGUAGAGCUGGAUCUGGAGUAGCCAGCUUUAAAAGUGUGCAUGUGUAUCAUUUUCGGUUUGGUUGUUUUAACAAAACAUAUUAACAUAUUACUAGACAAAUAGUGUUUCUGGCUAUAUCCAACGUGUAAUAAGACUAAUUUUGUGGUUGUAUAAAAAGAUUGUCUUAGGAUUUGAUGUGUAACAAUUGUACAAUCCUAAAUAUGGAUUCCAAAUAAUGAAAAAAAAUAAACAUUGGCUCUAUUCAGACUCAGACACAAGUCAAGGAAACAGUUUUAUAUAUCUGCAAUAGUCAUAACUAACAUUACUAAGUGAUAGCUUACACCCAUGGCUGAUAAACAAAAUCACCUGCUGUACUGAUGGAUGGGUUUAUGAAUUGAAGUUUCUUAAAUAAUCAUUCACUAGUGUCAGUUUCACAAUUAAUGAGUCACAAACAAAAGGUGAAAUUCUGCUGCAUGAAGAGCACUUGUUCAUUAGUAUCAGUGGGCGUUGAUAAAACAUUUAGGUUUAAGCAUUUAGGUGGCACUGAUAUUGUUAUACAGUGAGGCAGGAAAAAGUAAAAACAUAUGCAGAGGGAUGAGAAUGUUCACAUCAAAUGGGCAAGUUACUGGAUAUUCAGAACCACAGAAUUAAAGAUACAGACCAAGAAUAAGUAAAAA